Messenger RNA from Symbiodinium necroappetens, 561 nucleotides. Lineage: Eukaryota; Dinophyceae; Suessiales; Symbiodiniaceae. The record is from the annotation of a GenBank genome assembly.
AUGCUGUCAGCCUUGGCGGACCGACCUGCGCUGGCCGGCCUCCUCCCGUACGCUGCACUCUUCUACGGCUCGCCGAGCACGUACAUCUUUUAUGACGCGGAAGGCCACGCGCACGACGUGCAACAAGGCGAAGGAGGAGAGCAGGGCGACCCAUUGAUGCCGUCGUUGUUCGCCCUAGGCCAACAUAUGCCAACAUCAAGCGCUGCUCGAGACCAGAGCUCGACUUCACCCGUCGAACACUAUUUAUGCGUUCAUAUGCGUUCCUCCACACGGUAUCACCCGGUCGGCCAGUUCGCCAUCGUGCGCGAGGCCCUCGCGCGACAUGCCAACAUCCAGGUGCACCUCGGUAAGACACGCGCGUGGAACAGCGUGGGGGAGGAACCCCCGGGACUCCUCGAGGUGCUCCCCCCACGGGGCCCCGAGAACCCGUGCUGGACGGGGAACUGGGCCCUCCCAGCUGCCGAGCAAGGCGUGCACAUGGUGGUGCUGGGCAGCCCCGUUGGCAGCCGCGACUUCAUCGCCGCGAAGCUCGCCCAACGACUGCAGCACCCGGAACUGUGA